Rotaria sp. Silwood2 is the source of this 300-nucleotide messenger RNA. The record is from the annotation of a GenBank genome assembly. NCBI's taxonomy places the organism in Eukaryota, Metazoa, Rotifera, Eurotatoria, Philodinida, Philodinidae.
AUGAAACAACCAAUUGCUAAUGAUAAAACACGUUGUGCUGUACUUAUUUCUACUAAUGAUACUUCAUUACUUUCACUUCUUGCUUACAGUACAUCAACACUUGAAUGUGCAUUUGAAAUUGUUCUUGUUCUUUCAACAUUAGCCAGUCUAUCAGAUAAAGCUCGUGUUAAUGAAUUAUAUCCAUCAGUGGUUACAAAAGUUAUUCAACCAAAAAAAUAUGCAGCACGACAUUAUGAUCUAGUAAAUAAUUUCAUUUAUAUUAUUCAUUUAAUGAAGAAAAUUUUCUUUGCUAUUUCAUAA